Messenger RNA from Oxyura jamaicensis (ruddy duck), 2399 nucleotides. It is a transcript of the gene SUSD4, whose product is annotated as sushi domain containing 4. Gene Ontology annotation, biological process: negative regulation of complement activation, classical pathway; negative regulation of complement activation, alternative pathway. The transcript has 7 exons. The annotation marks the transcript as partial. Lineage: Eukaryota; Metazoa; Chordata; Aves; Anseriformes; Anatidae. The record is from RefSeq and is a predicted model, not a curated record.
AAUGAACAUAGUUUGAUUGUAUCUUUUUCUGAUACAGGGUUUGAUGACCUACAUGCUUGUGCUGAUCCUGGAGCUCCUGAACAUGGAUACAAGACACCCAGUGCAGGUGUCUUCUUUGAAAGUGUGGUAGUCCGGUUUCAUUGCCAAGAAGGAUACAGGCUUAAUGGUACUUCAAAAAAACUUUGUGUGAGACACUUUAAUGGCUCCCUGAGCUGGAAACCAAGUGAUAAACCUGUGUGCCUACAAGAAGUCACAGAUUGCCUUGUUCCACAUGUUGAAGAUGCAGAGAUUCAUAACAAGACUUACAGGACUGGAGAUAAGUUAAUAAUCAGCUGUCAUGAAGGAUUCCAGAUCCGUUACCCUGACUUAGACAACAUGGUUUCAAUUUGUCAAGACGAUGGAACUUGGGAUAAUCUGCCCAUUUGCCAAGGUUGCCUGAGGCCAUUGGUUCUUCCUCAUAGUUACAUUAACAUAUCUGAGUUCGAGUCCUCCUUCCCAGUAGGAACAGUGGUGUAUUAUCAAUGCUUUCCUGGAUAUAAACUAGAAGGGGCAGAGUUCCUUGAGUGCAUGUAUAACCUUAUCUGGUCAGAUAGCCCACCUAGGUGCCUUGAUGUGGAAGUUUGUCCACUACCUCCAAUGGUGAGCCAUGGAGACUACAUCUGCCACCCGCGGCCUUGCGAGCGCUACAACCAUGGGACAGUGGUGGAGUUUUACUGUGAUCCUGGUUACACCCUCACCAAUGACUACAAAUACAUCACCUGCCAGUACGGAGAGUGGUUCCCCUCCUACCAAGUCUACUGUGUCAAAACAGAACAAACUUGGCCAAAUACACAGGAGACCCUCCUGACUACAUGGAAAAUAGUGGCAUUUACUGCUACCAGUGUUUUAUUAGUACUUCUACUGGUCAUUUUAGCCAGGAUGUUCCAGACCAAAUUUAAGACACAUUUCCUUCCAAGAGGCAACCUGGAGGGCUCCAUGGGUGACCCUGACUUUGUGGUGGUGGAUGGCGUCCCUGUCAUGCUGCCUUCCUAUGAUGAAGCUGUAAGCAGCAGUUUGAAUCCUCUAGCACCUGGAUACUCAGCUACAACAGACCAGGGGCGUAUUUUGCAGACAGAAGAUCAGAGUCCUCCUGCUUAUCCUGGCCCCAGGAUUACAGACACGCUGCCUAGUGAAUUUGAGACCUGUGAUAGUCAAUCAGGCUCCUCUGAGCUGCUCCAAAGUUUGUACUCAUCCUCAGUGUGCCAAGCAGCAGCAUUUUCUGGGUCAGAUCGAACUGAUGCGUCCCGUAGCAGUGCUGGAGAGGCUGUGUCCACGAGUCCGCGGAUUGAUAUUACAGAUGAGAUUCCUUUGAUGGAAGAAGACCCUUAGCCUGCAUGGAGAUGUGUCAUCAUUGCGUUACACUGUUUGGUGACAUGAAUACAGAACACUUAGAGAUAGAAAAGACUAUCUGUGGAUUUGGAGAGGGUAUUUUUGUACUUACCAAUCUUCCACACGAUGAUGUCACCAGGUUGUGUGUACAUCUUAAUCCACAGUGGGGAUAACAGCAUCAACAUUUGGAAAAGCAGUUUUAUGAAUGAAUCCUGGGGAUUUGAUGAGAGCAGAUGUAGAAAAAGAACUGUGGCUUUUUAGAAAUGAAAUGUAUAUCUGCAUCGCAGAAAGUCAUAUGGUUCUGUAGAAGUACUAUUGGAUUUUGAUACUAACUGCCUCACAAAAGCAUGUCAAAGUAUGUAAAUUUGCUUAUAAAGACUGCUUUAAAUGAUCUAAGGGCCUCUAGUUUAUGAAGAAAGCUUUCAAGUUUAAAAGAAAUACUAUUGCUGAAACACACACACACACAAAAGAGGAAUGAUCCUCUGACUUUCGUAUGCUAACCAGUAAGCUUUUGAUUUACUUGUUGAUUUUGUUUCAGACCAUGUCUGCAGAAAAUACAACAGAAAUGAUGAGAUUCGUAUAUAAUUUGAUGUAUGAUAGCAAAUAUAUAUAAAUAUAUAUAUAUAUUUAAAAACUCUUAAAGAGAAAGAAAAGGAGAGACUCCAGGUCACAGAAUGAUCUGGAGAUUUUUUUUAAAGGUAAGGCAGAUUUAUAUGAUAUACAAUAUUCAAGGUAAAGUAUCAAUAUUUGUAUUUAUGCAAGACUUCUGUGACAACAUUGCAUUUGAUAAAUCCUGCUACAAUAUGAAAGACCUAGAAAGUGUAACAAUUAUGAAAUAUUUGCUUAAGAAAUGUUGAACUGCCAUGCUUCAACCUUUCUUAAGCUCUGACAAAUAUAUACACUAGAGUAAUCUACAGUCAUAGCCCAGAGCACUGCCUUGUCCCUCUACACUGUGGUAGUAUUCUGAGCCAUUAUUGUAGAAUACUUUAAAAGAAAAUAAAGUUCAGUUUCAGUUCUUUUGACUUAUCAAA